Molecule: messenger RNA, 5124 nt
Organism: Agelaius phoeniceus (red-winged blackbird)
Lineage: Eukaryota; Metazoa; Chordata; Aves; Passeriformes; Icteridae
Gene: GPR37
Product: G protein-coupled receptor 37
Biological process (GO): positive regulation of MAPK cascade; adenylate cyclase-inhibiting G protein-coupled receptor signaling pathway
Cellular component (GO): signaling receptor complex; plasma membrane
Molecular function (GO): G protein-coupled peptide receptor activity; prosaposin receptor activity
Source: RefSeq, a predicted model, not a curated record
AUGCGGCCCCUCGGCGCUCCGCUCGCCCUGCUCUGCCAGGUGCUGGGUGCGUGGGCUGCCUGCGCCCUGGCCCCGGACCCCGUCGCAGCCUCUGGGCCGCCGGCGCCCCCGCAGCGCGCCCGCUCGCCGCCGGCCCCGCCGCCCCUCGCCCCCGGCCGGCGGGCGGCCGCGACGCUGCCCGGGCGCGGAGCCCUCCCUCCCGGCGGAGCGGCGGGGCCGGGCGGCAGCUGCGCGCCACGCGGGGCCCCGGGCACCGGGCGACGGCGGGCGCGGAGCAGCGAACCCGGGGCCGGGGCGGCGGCGGGGAGGGGCGGGGCGGGCGGGCCCCGCUGGCUGCCCCUGAACGGCUCGGCCGGCGGCGAGGGCAGCGCCGGGGGCCGCGGGAACGCCACGGGGCGCCGCGCCCGGCUCCGCAACCCCUUCUACCCGCUGACCGAGGAGUCGUACGGCGCCUACGCCGUCAUGUGCCUCUCCGUGGUGAUCUUCGGCAUCGGCAUCAUGGGCAACAUGGCAGUGAUGUGCAUCGUCUGCCACAACUACUACAUGCGGAGCAUCUCCAACUCCUUGCUGGCCAACCUGGCCUUCUGGGAUUUCCUCAUCGUCUUUUUCUGCCUGCCGCUGGUUAUCUUCCAGGAGCUCACCAAGAAGUGGCUUCUAGAAGACUUCUCUUGCAAAAUCGUCCCGUACAUUGAGGUGGCCUCUCUGGGCGUCACCACAUUCACACUGUGCGCUCUCUGCAUCGACCGCUUCCGAGCCGCCACCAACGUGCAGAUGUACUACGAGAUGAUCGAGAACUGCGCCUCCACCACGGCCAAGCUGGCCGUCAUCUGGGUGGGCGCGCUGCUGCUGGCCCUGCCCGAGGUGGUGCUGCGCCAGCUGGCCACCGAGGAGCCCGAGUACAGCGGCAGCCCCCCGGGCGAGCGCUGCGUGGUGAAGAUCUCCACGGCCCUGCCCGACACCAUCUACGUGCUGGCUCUCACCUACGACGGCGCGCGGCUCUGGUGGUACUUCGGCUGCUAUUUCUGUUUGCCUACCCUGUUCACCAUUACCUGCUCCCUGGUGACAGCGAGGAAAAUCAGGAGGGCAGAAAAAGCCUGCACGAGGGGGAACAAGCGACAGAUUCAACUGGAAAGUCAGAUGAACUGCACAGUGGUGGCUUUGACCAUUUUAUAUGGAUUUUGCAUCAUUCCUGAAAACAUUUGCAACAUUGUGACUGCCUACAUGUCCACAGGGGUCUCUCGACAGACUAUGGACCUCCUCCAUCUCAUUAGUCAGUUCCUUUUGUUCUUUAAGUCCUGUGUCACCCCAGUUCUCCUGUUCUGUCUCUGUAAACCUUUCAGCCGGGCCUUUAUGGAGUGUUGCUGUUGCUGCUGUGAUGAAUGCAUCCAGAAGUCUUCCACGGUGACGAGUGAUGACAAUGACAAUGAGUACACCACAGAACUGGAGCUCUCCCCAUUCAGUACCAUUCGUCGCGAAAUGUCGACUUUUGCUUCCGUGGGGACUCACUGUUAAUUGACCUUAGGGCUGUAUUUCCUGCAUCUUUUUCCUUUUUCUUUUUUUUUUACUUCAUAUUUUUCUUCUUGAAGCAAAAUGCAGGAAAAAAAAAAAUCACUGUUAAAAACUACUCUUGAAACCAAUCUGUAUUAACAGUCAUGCUUUGGAAAAUAAUUUCUUUGGUUAUUAAAAGGAAAGAGAGAGAAGGAGAGCCAGCACUCAGUUCUACAUCAUGAGAUUUUGUGUGGUGCUAGGAUUUUAUUGGUUGAGGAGGAGGAUCCAUAUCAAUCUGCUUUUAUUUAAUUCUGUAGUAUUUUUUUUGAUAAUCACUGUAAAAUGUUUAUAUAGACAUUGUGGGCUUUGCAAGGUGUUUUCACGUAAAAGAUGUGGUGGAAAGUAUUUGAAGGUAGUUUUAAUCAAAUUACUGUACACUAUUUUGAGAGGACUUGGGCUUCAGAGAAUUUAUAAAGUAGCAUAAAAAUAAAUGAGGUUUUAUUCUUUAACUUGAUUCAAUCUACAUUUAACAAAGACACCUAUGAGUAGUAUUAAAUUCCUUUAAUAAGUAAAAAAAAAACUUUGCAUAUCAUAAUUUAGGUGGCCAUAUUUAAUUAACAUUUGAGUACUUACACUUGAAGGAUAUAAUUAGAGUGUUUAAGGAAGAUGAUUAUAAUGGUAUUAGAUUUAUAGGAGUGGGUUUUUUAAUGUUAUAUUAUGAAGGUUCAAUGUGCCUCAUUGAAAAUUUUCUUCUUAACCUGCAGGUAUACAAAAUCUUGAGUUAUUUUGUAUUUCUUACAAAGAAACACUCACUUUAUGACUGAAUUUUGUCUCGUGUGAUUUCAAAAUCAAGAUUCUUUCCAGUAUACUAUUUGUUUUACAUUGAGUUUAUGUCCUCCAUCUCUGUAUAUAUGGCUCCUACUGGCUUCAGUGAGAGUCUCAUUGCAGAGAAAGGAAUUUUUUUGCCAGAGGUUUGCUGACAAUAAAUGUGAGGGACUGAAACAUGUGGAGAGUGAAUUCCUUCUAUUUUAAAAGGUAUAAACACACUUGGGGCUUGACCUAGAGCCCAUGGCAGUCAAUGGAGAGGUUUCCAUCAAUUUCAGAGAGCUUUGAAUCAGACUGGCUUCUCCUAUUUGUUCUGGGAUGUGUAGCAUGAAUAUUAAUCACAGGGGCUCUGUGUGCUGGUUCAGAACCAUGCUGCUCUCAGAGACUGCUAUUCACUAGCAGCUCACAGCCCUGAAGCUGGUUUGAGAGCCACUGUGUGUUUUGCUGAUGGCUUCUUGCUGUCCACAGAGUUGUUAAAAUGAGGAGGGUAUGUCAACACUGCCAGCAACAGAGUGAUACAGUAAAAUCCAAAGUUGUUAUAAGCAAGCCAGGCUGGAGACUGCAAAGUGCCUAUCCUUACCAGCAGAGCUUAUAUCCCCACUCUUGGCUGAAGCAGACAUUCUGUUCUUGGCAGGCAAGCCGGCUCAUAUUUACACUGGGCAGCAGGCUGAAGUGUAGACACUGGCUGAGGAACUGAAUUUUUUAUAGAUAGCUUGUAUUUUAAUACUAAUUAAAUAAAUAAUGCAGCUGUAUUGAGCAGAAGGAACAUUUCAUACACUCCUGCUUUGAAAUUAACACUGAAUAUAACUGAUGCAGUGUUAUCUCCCUUUUGACACCUGCCUCUAUAUAUGUUAAAGAGCUUGCUGUAACUUCUGGAAAGGACUCUAUUUUUGGUUUGUAGAUUCCAGACUUAAUGUGUCUAAUCUUGGUGAUAUUCUUGGGCAAGCAGUAUUUCUUAUUUUUCUUUACCAUUUUAACCUAUAAUAAUUUCAACUGAAAAAGAAACAGUUGAAAUUAAUGAAUAUGAAUCUAAACAUAUAUGCACAUGAGUUCUUCUUCUGACUUUUGAAUCAGAAACUGGGCCCUAGCAAGGCAGUCUGCUAUAACCACAGGCAUGGUUAAGUUCUGCUUAGAACUUGAGAAAUUACCCAAGUUUUUAAAGCCCUGUUUAACAUGCUCAAUCAUUUCUGAAGAUGGCAACUGUCCCUUCCUGAGAAAACCUUUCAUUGACUUGCCUUUGCUUGAUUACAUUUAAUAAAGUAUGAAAGGGAAUAAAGAGAAAAGAUGGAAACAAAAUUCUUGCUCACUUUGGUGCCUGUGUUUCCUCAAAUACAUAUUCCCCACUCUGCAUUUUGAUUUUUACUAUUCUUUUUAAAUGCAAUAUUUAUAAAGAAUGGGAAUAAGACUCCCUUUUUGUUCCUUGCUGAGAGACCUGUUUCCCUCAGCUGCCCUUUCUGUUACAACAGGGGCUCAAGGAUCUUGGAAAAUAACAGCAGAAUGGGAGGAAGCACUUUAAAAGAAACAAAUGAAAAAAACAGAGAAUUUACUUGGAAAUAUUACAUUAUCACAUUUUGCUAUUUUAGGUACAAGACUGAACCAGGACACGAAAUGUCCCCAUUGCUUUGGAUAGAAGGUGCUUCCACCUUUCCACCGUGCACUGGGUAUGUGUGAGCUCUGCUAAGGACUGUUGCUAGCUCACAGGUUACAUGUUCUGUGUCCCAGAGAGCUGCAGUUUGUUUCUGCAUUUAAACUUUUCCACAAUAGGUGUAUGAUAAUCCUGGAAAAAUCAACCAAAUGACCAAGCCAAUCAAAAAAAACAGCAAAACCAAACCAACCAAACCAACAAAAACCUCAACAGCAACAACAAACCCGUACCCAGCAAAAAAACUGACCCCCACGCAAAAUGAUGUAAGAAGUCAUUGGAGAAGAUAGGAUCUGAAGGUCAGUAAUGCUGUGUUUGUAAAUCCAUCUUCCUCCUUGUGUGCAGAGCAUUCUCCAACCAGUGGGGCUUCUUUGUACCCUGUAUAACCUUGCCUUUUCUGCUGCUGAAAGAGCAUUUUUCACAGCUAUUUCUCUGCCUUGCCAUGGAUAACUGUAGCAAUUUGACACCCUUUUAUUCUAAUUUGUUCUCUAAAUUGGUUAAACUAAUACCUCAUUAGCAAUUUGUAUUGUCACAGCCAUUCAAGUGUCAUGAUAAAUGAUUCCUUAUGUUAAAGAUGCAGUACUGCAUUGCAUUUCUUCCAUCCAACUUUUGGUGUUGGUGCUGUGAACUCUUGGAAUUUUUUUCUGUUUGCUUUUCUUACUUUCUUUAAUAUUCUUCAAUAUUAAAUAAUUAUUAUUAUUCUAAUAAUUAAUAAGCUGCUUAUGUCUGGUUUGAAUCCAGUUCUGUCAGACAUUUGUCCAUUAACAAGGGGGAAUUUAAUGACUGAAGAUUUGCUUAUUGCAAAGAUUUAAUUUUUUACCUAAACUAGAGAAAAUUGCAGAGCAUGGUGUUCAACAUAGAAGAUGAUGAAAUGGAAAAUCAGAUUGUAAGGUAGGAAAACCUUACACCUUUCAGAUAUGUAAGCCUUUAAUACAUUAGCACUAAUUGUCACAGCCCUGGUUCCAUUGAGAAAUUCCAAACCAUGAGACUAGUAAGUAUUUCAGUAUCUCCAAUGAAAACAUUUUAUGACUUGUAUCAAAAUAUAAUUUUGUAGGCCAAAGUACAAAUGGUAAAUUAUUGAGUAAUGUCUCUCAGAGGAGAUCUCUUAUUUUACCACUUCCAAGAGAAAUUCCUACAUUCAACCUUAAAUAAAUUCUGCGUUUAAAUGA